AUGGCGGACAACACGCCCACUACAGCCAGCGACCUACUUAAAGGCGCUCAAUCCCAAGCUGCCAAAACCCCCGAGGAAAUCGCGAAAGAAUACGACCUCCUACCCAAACUCGUCACGCAUCUGGAUCGCCAUUUAAUAUUCCCGCUGCUGCAGUUCGUCGCGGAUCAGGAUGAGGAGGGCGAGGCGGCGCAUUUCACAAAGGCCAAGUAUGAGCUGUUGAAUAAGACGAAUAUGACGGAUUAUGUGGCCACGCUUUAUUGUGAGAUGGAAGGAGUACAGGAUCCGCCAAAGGAGUUCGCGGCCAAGAGGCAGCAGGUGCUGGAUCAGUUGGAGAAGUAUAGUCAGGAGAGUGAGAAGAUCACCGACUUACUUGGGAGAGAGGAUGUUGUUACCGGCCUCAGGAGUGAUAAGGUUGCUAACUUGGAGUUCUUGAAGAAGGAGCACGAUGUCACUAUUGAGGAGGUCAAUGUUCUUUAUGACUUUGGCAACUUUCAAUACAGCUGCGGUAACUACCAAGCUGCAGCCGAGCUUCUCUACCAAUUUCGAGUCCUGUCUACCGACAACGACAAAGUCUCUGCCGCGACCUGGGGAAAGCUAGCGUCUGAGAUCCUAACCGGAAACUGGGAGUCUGCGAUGGAGGAAGUCCAAAAAGUAAAGGAAUCGAUUGAUACCAAACUCUUCAGCAACCCCCUCGCACAACUCACCCACCGCACCUGGCUCAUCCACUGGGCACUUUUCCCUUUCUUCAACUACGAACCCGCACGCGAUACAAUCUGCGAGCUCUUUUUCUCUGCUCCAUUCAUCAACACCAUUCAAACCGCCUGCCCCUGGAUCCUGCGCUACUUGACCGCCGCAGUCAUCACGAACCGCAGCCGCACACGCAACACUGGCCAAUACCAAAAGCAACUCAAAGACAUCAUCCGCAUCGUCAAGCAAGAAAACUACGAAUACAGCGACCCGGUCACCGACUUCAUCAAGGCUCUAUACAUUGACUUUGACUUCGAGGAAGCGCAGAAGAAGCUCUCAGAAGCUGAGGAGGUCCUACGUUCCGACUUUUUCCUCGUGGCAGCAUCAGACUCUUUCGUCGAAGCCGCUAGACAUCUGAUCUCCGAGAGCUACUGCAAGAUCCACCAGCGUAUCGAUAUCAAGGACUUGAGCGCGCGGUUGGGUCUGAACCAGGAUGAGGGCGAGAAAUGGAUCGUCAAUUUGAUUAGAGAUACGAGGGUAGAUGCAAAGAUUGAUUAUAAGGAAGGAACUGUAGUAAUGAACCAUCCCCCGAGCAGUGUUUAUCAGCAAGUUAUCGAGAGGACGAAGGGUGGAUUCUUCCGGACGCAGGUAUUGAGCGCUGCUGUUGCGAAGUAA
Lachnellula hyalina is the source of this 1362-nucleotide messenger RNA. It is a transcript of the gene int6, whose product is annotated as Eukaryotic translation initiation factor 3 subunit E. The record is from RefSeq and is a predicted model, not a curated record. NCBI's taxonomy places the organism in Eukaryota, Fungi, Ascomycota, Leotiomycetes, Helotiales, Lachnaceae. The transcript has 2 exons. Gene Ontology annotation, molecular function: translation initiation factor activity. Gene Ontology annotation, cellular component: nucleus; cytoplasm; eukaryotic translation initiation factor 3 complex. Bases 1 to 1362 code for a protein of 453 amino acids. Gene Ontology annotation, biological process: translational initiation.